Anolis carolinensis (green anole) is the source of this 1291-nucleotide messenger RNA. It is a transcript of the gene s100a5, whose product is annotated as S100 calcium binding protein A5. The transcript has 2 exons. The record is from RefSeq and is a predicted model, not a curated record. Gene Ontology annotation, cellular component: nucleus. Lineage: Eukaryota; Metazoa; Chordata; Lepidosauria; Squamata; Anolidae. The coding region runs from base 832 to 1113 and encodes 93 amino acids. Gene Ontology annotation, molecular function: calcium ion binding; calcium-dependent protein binding.
CACAGCAAACAAGAUAGAUAUGGUGGGUUUCGUAUCACAAAAUCACAAGUUGAACACUUCCCAAGCAUUUAGGACUGUGUGAUGUAUUUUCAUAUGAUGCGUGCAGAUCCCAGUAGGGUGGCCUUUUGCAGUUGGCAGAUCGUAAUUUUUAUUAUUAUUAUUAUUUUAUUAUGACACAGCAAACAAGAUAGAUAUGCUGGAUUUCAUAUCACAAAAUCACAAGUCGAACACUUCCCAAGUGUCUAGGACUGUGUGAUGUAUUUUCGGAUGAUGCUGCAGAUCCCAGUCGGGUGGCCUUUUGCAGUUGCUAGAUCGUGAUUUUGUCAAUGCCUAUUGUUUCCAAAUGCCGGCUGAGAUCUUUUGGCACAGCACCCAGUGUGCCCAUCACCACCGGGACCACCUGCACUGGUUUCUGCCAGAGUCUUUGAAGUUCAAUCUUGAGGUCCUGAGAGCGGCUGAGUUAUUAUUAUUAUUAUUAUUAUUUUAAAAAAUGGUUGCAAAAACCAUUGGAACUUUUGCAUGCCAAACCCAGGACAAAAUAAUACAAAUAUUUGCAUGUGGAGGACAUGCAAAGGGAGAGAGAAAGGUCCAGUUCUACGCGGCCUCUGCCUUGGGCAAACAACCCACCCGUCAUCCUUAAAUCGUUAUUAUAAUUAUUGUGAUUUGUGCAAAUAUUGGCUCUGGGUGGGUCUCGGUGCGGCCGCUUUCCUUUGCAAGGAUGGAAAAGGAAGAGUUUGCAAAGGGGAAAUGGAUGCCGUUUGAGCCCAGCAUGAGGUGCAGUGGGAUUUGCAGUUUUCUCGAAGUCUCCUUCUCUCUUUUGCAGACGUGACCAUGGAGAGCCCCUUGGAGAAGGCCUUGGCCACCUUGGUCCUCACUUUCCAUAGGUAUUCGGGGCAGGAAGGCAACCCACUGACCCUGAGCAGGAAGGAGCUGAAGGAACUGGUGCAGAAGGAGCUGCAACUGGGAGAGCGUCUGAAGGAGCGCGGCAUCGACGCCCUGAUGCAGAGCCUGGACCAGAACCAGGACCGGGAAAUCGACUUCAAGGAGUUCACGGCCUUCCUCUCAGCCCUUUGCAUGGCUUACAACGACUUCUUCAAGCAGGACGGCAAAUAGAGAGGGUGGGGAUCCAUGGGGAGAUAUGUAUAUAUUCCUUCCCAACCCCCAUUAGCCUUGAAUAAAAGACCUGCCUCUUGCAAAAGACUGCCGUUUGUUAAAUUUGCAGCAAAGGGAGAGCGGAGAGCGCUGAGCACGAAGGAGGGAGGGGAGCCGGGACGCUUUCAGGGGGAAAGGA